CUCUAUGGUUAUGCAGGGAGUCUGUGUGGGCUCGGAGGUGUCAUGGCGUCCGUCGAGGUGGCAGCGCCUGAAGCUGCCGGGAGGAGCCGCUGAAUCCGCGCUCCGAGCCGGGGAGGGAGUAAUGGCCGGGGCGCUGGGACUCUUUCACUAGGCGCCAGCAGGAGCCCGGUCUUUCCUGAGCGUGCGAGCCGGGCAGGGUGGCAGGAGCCGGCUCUCCGAGCCCAGGCUGCCCAGCCCCCGGGGGAGAUAGCGAGCCGGGGCUGAGCUGUUCUGGGGUCCGGCGCCAACCCUGGUGCGGGUGCUGCCUCGGGGAGGCCUCUGGCCAGCGCUGGGGACAGUUGGGGUCCGUUGAGCAGCAGCGGAGAUGGCCUCCUGGUUAGGGGGCCUGGGCUCGGGGCUGGGCCAGUCCCUGGGGCAGGUAGGGGGCAGCUUGUCCUCCCUUACCGGCCAGAUCUCCAGCUUCACCAAAGACAUCCUGCUGGAGGGCACCGAGGAAGUGGGAGAUGCACCAACAGAACACCAAGUAUCCAGUUCUAGGCUAAGAGAAAUAGAAAGUACUCAUGCAACACAGAGAUUGGAGAACGAGAGACUGAAGAAGGUUUGCAGUGAUCUAGAAGAAAAGCAUGAAGCAGCAGAGCUUCAGAUAAAGCAGUUGUCCAUCGAGUACCGAAAUCAGCUGCAGCAGAGAGAGGUGGAAAUCAGCCAUCUAAAAGCUAGACAGAAUGCACUACAGGAACAAUUGCAGAAGUUACAGACAGCUGCUCAGUCAGCACAGUUAGGAGCUGGUGUUUUGCCACCAACCACUACAUCAGCUUCCUUUGUUCCAGUGGUUAGACAUCAUUCUUCAGGUUUUCAAGGGGAUGACAUGGACUUUGGAGAUGUAAUCUGGUCCCAGCAAGAAAUAAACAGAUUGUCCAAUGAAGUUUCUAGACUUGAAUCUGAGGUUGACCACUGGAUGCUGAUAGCACAGUCUUCCAGAGUACAAGGAACAAAUAAUGCUGAUCAAAGUGAAAUCUGCAAGCUGCAAAAUAUUAUCAAAGAGCUGAAACAGAAUUUAAGUCAAGAUAUAGAUGAACAUCAGCAUGAGCUUUCAGUAUUACAGGAUGCACAUCGACAGAAACUAGCAGAGAUAAGUCGUCGGCACCGGGAGGAAUUAAGUGAAUAUGAGGAGCGAAUUGAAGAACUUGAAAAUCAGUUACAGCAAGGUGGUGCAGGCAUUGAAAUCACUGAUCAUUCUAAAAUUAGCAACCUGCAAAAGAACAUUCAAAUUCUACAAACUGAAAAACUAGAGGACACACAGAAUAUGAAGAAAUUGGAGGAUAAAGUAAAAAAUUUAAAUGAGAAAUUAUCUUCUGUAGAAAAUGAGAACAAAAUCCUGCUGAACGAGAGAGAACUGGUAAAGGUGGAAAACAGCCAAAUAACACAAGAAUAUGAAAGACUGAAAUCUGAGUUUAUUAAGCUUCAAAAUUAUGUUGCCGAACAGGAGACCCUUCUGAAAGAACAGGGGAAAAAACUCCCACUGAUGACAUCGUCAGAGGAAGAAGUGGUCAGACUACAACAAGCACUGUUGGAUGCAGAAAAAGAAAUAAUGAGACUUAAUACCUUAAAUCAGGAAGAACUUCAGAAGAAACUGGCAAGUUUACAACAUAAAAAUGAGGAUAUUACAUCUGCGUCUAUUGAAGACACGAAUUUGGAAUUAAAUCAAUUAAGGCAAGAGUUGGAAAGGAAGGAGAAUGAACUCAAAGAAAGUAUUACAGAAAGAGCAACACUAACAGCAGAAUUAGAAGAAUUGGACAAGCAGAAUCAAGAAACUAUGCAGCAUAUGUUUACCCUGAAAGAGCAGCUAUCAAAACAGCAUACAGAAGCUGAUAGUACCAUCAACCAGCUGAAACUUGACAUAGCUUUUGAAAGAAGGAAAGUGUCUGAAGUAGAAGCUGAGAAGAUGGAAAUGAGUAAGGAACUAGAAACCCAGAAAUCAAAAAUGAACCACUGUACAUUUGCACUUAAUGAUUUGCAUAUGAGUAAUCAGCAGCUUCAGCAUAACAUUAAGGAUUUACAAGAACAACUAAAGAAAUACCAAGAUUGUAACUUGAAUAAUAAAAAGGAAAUUGCAGAAUUGAAGCAAAAUCUGAAACAAAAAGAGGAGGAACUUUCUGUUUCCCAGAAUGAGUUAACAAAGAUAAUUAAUCAAGAACCUAACAGUAACUCUCAAGAUCUUUCACUUAAAGAAAGAGAAGCAGAAAUUGCAAAACUAAAUAAAGACAUUUCAGAAAAUAAACAACUAAAUCAAAAUUUGGAGAAAUCAGUUUCUGAUCUUAAAAUGGAAAAUGGAAAGCUUCUGGCAGUCUGUGAAGAACUAAAACAGCAGUUGCACGAAGCCUUUGCUGAGAAAAAUAAGGUUUCCCUGGAAAAAGAUACUAUGUUGGAGGCUUUGAAAAUGGAAAAAGGACAGUUGGAAACUGAAUUAAGCCAGACCGAAAAGCGGCUGUUGGAACAAGCACAAAAAUAUGAACAAACCAUUGAGGACCUGUCAAAUGCACGUAACAUGAACACCAAUGCAUUACAGCUUGAACAUGAGCGUCUAGUGAAAUGCAAUCAAGAGAGGGACUUUGAGAUAGCAGAACUCAAAAGAAACAUUGAGCAGAUGGAAGCUGACCAUGAAGAAACUAAAGAGAUGUUGACAACUAGCUUAGGAGGACAAAAGCAGUUGACAGAACUCAUAAAAGAGAAAGAGGUGUUUGUUGAAAAAUUUAAAAAUAGAGCUCUAGAGUUGCAACAGGAACUUGAGGAAUAUGUUAAGGAUUCCAAAAAGCAUGAGAUUUUAAGACAAAAUUUAGAAGAAAAGGACAAAAGUCUUGCAGCCAUGAAAGAAGAAAACAAUCAUCUGAAAGAAGAGAUUGAAAGACUAAAGGACCAGCAAAGCAGAUCUCCACCUGUAGCUGAGCCUAAAACACUUGAUAUUAUUACUGAACUUGAAGCUGAGAUAACACAGUUACAUGUAAUAAAGAAUAAUCUUGAAGAGGAAAUAAAACUUCACAAAAAAACAAUUGAAGAUCAGAGUCAAAAUACUGUGCAACUUCAGCAGUCUUUGCAGGAGCAUAAAAGGGAAAUAGAUGAGUCCAAAUUUCAGUAUGAGCAAAUGAAUAUCACACAUGAAAAGCUUUUCUUGGAGAAAGAUGAGGAAAUUAAAAGUUUGCAGAAAACAAUUGAACAAAUUAAAACUCAGUUGCACAAUGAGAGGCACGUCUUUCAGACAGACUCCUCUGAUCUCUUUCAAGAAACCAAAGCCCAGACACUUAAUGGAGAAAAUGGUAAUGAAAAACAUGACUUGUCUAAGUCUGAAAUUGAAAGACUAGUAAAAGGUAUCAAAGAGAGAGAAAAGGAGAUUAAGCUUCUGAAUGAAAAGAAUGUCGUCUUAACUCAACAAAUUGAUCACUUGUCUAAAGAUCAAGUUGGUAAACUCACUCAGAUCAUCCAAGAGAAAGACUUUGAGAUACAAGCUCUCCAUGCAAGUAUUUCCUCUUCAUCAUAUAGACAGGAUGUUCUGUACCUUCAACAGCAACUGCAAGCCUAUGCCAUGGAAAGAGAACAGGUGCUGGCAGUUUUGAGUGAAAAAACUAGAGAAAACAGUCAGUUAAAAACAGAGUAUCAUAAAAUCAUGGAUAUGGUAGCAGCUAAGGAAACUGCUCUGAUGAAGUUACAAGAAGAGAACCAAAAAUUAUCUAAUAGGUUUGAAAGUAGCAGCCAAGAUAUGUUUAGAGAGACUAUUCAGAAUUUGUCCCGUAUCAUUCGAGAGAAAGAUAUUGAAAUAGAUGCCUUGAGUCAAAAAUGCCAAACCUUAUUGACUGUCCUGCAGACAUCCAACAUAGGUACUGACAGUGGGUCAGGAGGUGUUAACAAUAAUCAGUUUGAGGAGCUUUUACAAGAGCGUGACAAAUUAAAGCAACAAGUAAAGAAGAUGGAAGAGUGGAAGCAACAAGUAAUGACUACAGUCCAGAACAUGCAGCAUGAGUCAGCUCAUCUCCAAGAGGAGCUACACAAGCUUCAGGCACAAAUUUCAGUUGACAGUGAUAGCAGUUCUAAAUUACAGAUGGAUUAUAAUGGCUUGAUCCAGAGUUAUGAGCAGAAUGAGAAAAAAAUGAAAAGUUUUAGUCAGGAGUUAGCACAAGUUCAGCAUCAUAUAGGACAGCUUCAUAAUACCAAGGAUCUUCUUCUGGGAAAACUUGAUAUGGUAACACCGCCUCUGCUGAUGGCUUCUUCUGUUUCACAAGCAUCAGAUAUUCCAAGCAGUACUCCUCCUGAAAUAGUCAGUGAUGCGUCCAAACUCCUUCAACAGGAAUUGGAGCAGCUUAAAAAAAUUUUACAAGAAAAAGAUGUGACUAUCAGAAUUCUUAAGGAAAAUAAUCAAAGACUGUCUGAUUCCAUGGCUGCAACAUCAGAGUUAGAAAGAAAGGGACAAAAGGACACUGAUCCGGAGAUGAAGCAGAUAAAGGGAAAAUGUGAUGUUUUCCAGAAGUCACUUAGGGAAAAAGACCUCUUGAUUAAGUCUAAAAGUGAUCAGUUACUUUCUGUAAGUGAAAAUCUUAGUAACAAAGAAAAUGAAAAUGAGCUUUUAAAACAAGCCGUCACUAAUCUUAAAGAAAGAAACCUAAUUUUAGAAAUGGACAUCUGUAAGCUGAAAGAAGAAAAUGAAAAAAUAGUAGCAAAAUGCAGGGAGAAAGAAACCGAAUUCCGGGCAUUACAAGAGACUAACAUGCAAUUUUCAAUGAUGCUGAAAGAGAGAGAAUUUGAAUCCCACUCAAUAAAAGAAAAAGCUCUUGCCUUUGAAAAAUUAUUGAAAGAAAAAGAACAGGGCAAGAUGGGGGAGUUGAAUCAUCUGUUAAAUGAAGUUAAGUCAAUGCAAGAAAAGGCUGUUUCUUUUCAGCAAGAAAGAGACCAAGUCAUGUUAGCACUCAAACAGAAACAAAUGGAGAGCAGUGCCCUACAGAAUGAGGUGCAGCAUUUACGUGAUAAGGAGCAGCGUCUAAACCAGGAACUGGAGAGGUUGCGCAAUCACCUCUUAGAAAUGGAGGACUCCUAUACACAGGAAGCUUUAGCUGCAGAGGACCGAGAGACCAAGCUAAGAAAGAAGGUCAUGGUUUUGGAGGAAAAACUAGUAUCCUCUUCUACGGCAGUGGAAAAUGCCAGCCAUCAAGCUAGUCUGCAGGUGGAAUCCUUGCAAGAGCAGCUGAACCUAGUGUCUAGGCAGAGAGAUGAAACUGUGCUACAGCUUACCAUGUCACAGGAUCAGGUGAAACAGUAUGCACUGUCACUGGCCAACCUGCAGAUGGUACUAGAGCAAUUCCAGCAGGAGGAGAAAGCCAUGUAUUCAGCAGAACUAGAAAAACACCAAAAACAGACUGCAGAAUGGAAAAAAAAAGCUGAAAAGCUAGAAGGGAGGGUUGAGUCUUUACAGGAAAGUUUAGAGGAAGCAAAUGCUGCCUUGGAUGCAGCAUCAAGGCUGACUGAGCAGUUGGAUCUCAAAGAGGAGCAAAUUGAGGACCUUAGGAAACAAGGUGAGAUCAAACAAGAAAUGUUAGAAGAUGCACAAAACAAACUAAUGAACCUUAUAAACAGCACAGAAGGGAAAGUGGACAAGGUCUUGAUGAGAAAUCUCUUCAUUGGGCAUUUUCAUACUCCAAAGAAUAAGCGUCAUGAGGUCUUAAGGUUAAUGGGAAGUAUUUUGGGGAUCAAAAAGGAAGAGCUAGAUCAGUUAUUGUCUGAAGACCAAAAGGGUGUUACCAGAUGGAUGACUGGUUGGCUUGGUGGAGGAGGAGCUGGAUCAAAGAGUGUCCCGAGCACACCUAUAAGACCAACUAAUCAAUCUGUUUUCAAUAGUUCUUUUUCAGAACUGUUUGUGAAGUUCCUUGAAACAGAAUCACGUCCAAACCUUCCCCUACCCACGCUCUCUGUUCAUGACAUGAAACCUUUAGGAGCAGCAGGAAUUUGUAAUCCUAGUAGUACCAGAUCCAGCAGCCAUACAGAAACUGCAGGCUCAGGAACCAGUAGAAGACCAGAUGCGAAUCCAUUCUUGGCACCCCGAUCUGCAGCAGUGCCCCUAAUCACCCCCACUUCUCUUGGAGCUGGUGGAUCGGGGCAUCUGCUUAUGAAAUCUCUUUCUGAUGCCUUGCCUACUUUUACACCACUGCCAGUGUUGCCUGAUGCCAGUGCUGGUGCUGUACUAAAAGACCUCUUGAAACAGUAGAUGAUUCUGAAUCAAUAUUGAUGAUGAUAGCACUUUAAGGAAAAUGAGAACUCUAUAUUUUAUAUAAUUGAUCACAAAGAGGCCUUUUGUAAAAAGCUGUGUACUUGUUUGCAGAUGUACUUGGUUUUUCUUUUAAAUUUAAUUAUGAACUAAAUAGUGCUUUGGAAAUUGUAGGAGUCACAGGAAUAACUGCCCUCUUUCUUCAUAUUGGUUCUGAGGUAGGUUUUAAACUGGAGAAAAAUUAUUCUAUCUCAGUUGUAGAAUUGCAAAACAAACUGUAGGACUCAUAAACACUAGCUGUACUCUGAGUUGUUUCAGGAGUGCAACAGCAAUAUUAACUCUUUGGUAUUGGGGUCAGUUUGUCAAAGAGCACAAUCUGUUAUUGGCAAUGGGCAUGUGAGGAAUCACCACUGCAAAUUAAUUAAUCCAAAAUUAAUAUAGAAUAAUAUUUGGGGUGUCCAUUCAUGACACAAAUUCCAAAGGAGGAGGCCGGGAAGCAUGUAGGAGCUUGAUUACUGGAGACAACAAAAAUACUUGCAGUUACCCAACUAUAUUUACGUAAAAACAUAUCCCUCUCUUAAUAAGAGGAUAAGUUGCACCCCAGAUUUUGGGCCACUUUGAGGCACAUCAAUCCUUUUUGUACCAGGAGCUAUAUUUUUCCCAGUCUAAUAGCUGCUUAUGGCAAUCCAAAACCAUCAGCACCAAGGUGUUAAUUCUGGAAACAAAGGAGUUAGAGAAUAUCUUUGAUUUUUUUUUUCUAAAAUCUUCCAUGUGGUGAAUCGCUAUCAAUGGAGAAUUUAACAGAUCCAUGGGAAUAUUAAUAUAUAUACAUGCUGCAGUACUGUAAUGGUUUAAGAUGUAUAUUUACAAGACUUUUAUCUUACAGGAUUUGAUUUGAAACAGGUUUAAAGUUUGAACAUAUGUAUAGAACUUAGGUAAAUAGACGUUUACUUAUCCCAGAUUUGUAAAUAGGUCUAUAUAAGACCAGAGCCAAAGCCAAUUAUUAUGUAAAUGUUGGUGUGAUGAUUUGUACACUUUAUACUACAUGUUGCAGAUAAAGUAUUGAAUUGCAUACUGAAAGUUAAAACUAACCUUCUUAGAAAAACAAUUAAAAUCUGCAACAAAGCUUCUUCGUUUAAAAAUGUCUAGUUUCUAAUCCUGUUUAUGCCAUUCCUUGUUUAGUCGGUGUUAAAGAUGAUUACUGUGCAAGUUCUAUAUUAGAACUGUCAGCCUUUAAUCCUCUCCAUUUUCAUUACGUACCGUUAGUUUAAAUCGUUGCGAGAGUUAAGUUUAAAUAAAAUUAAUCACAGAAUCUUGUAUAGAAUCUGCUAAAAUAAUGAAUGCAACAAAACUUUUCUUUAUUUAUAUAUAGAUAAAAUGGUAAAAUCCUUUCAUUUCCCUUAAACUGUUCUGUAGAAAAGUUUCUCAAUUUGUUACUCCAGUCUUCACGAAGAAUUCAACUUCGGAAUCACUUUCAUACGAUAAUGACAUUCCCCAAUGUAGCAGAGUUUUAUGGAUUUGAAAUGGAAGGUUAAGGCAAAUUUAGAAGCAGAUCAAUCAUGUUGAAUUUUUGUUUCAGAUCAUUAGUAUCUGUUAUAAAAUCUCUAUUAUGGAUAAAUUAAUGAAUGCAUUCAAGUCCUUUGAAAUUUGAUUUCUGAAAGGUCAGUAGGCUUAUUGGAUGUAUGAAAGCAAGUAUUCUGUUGUAUAAGAACUAAAUUUUAAAUUCCUAUUACAUUUUUGGAUACCUUUGUUGAGAAUAUUCAGGUAGGUUACUUAAAAAUGUGUAUUGUCAUUGAAAAAACCACCAUCAUGGAAUGGUUAUUUUUUUGUCCAAAAGACUCUAAAGAAAGUUUAAACCAUGUGGUGUAUCUGUGCAAUCUCUUAUAUACGUGUAAUUAUAUUUAUUUCAGGGUGAGCAAUCACUUCAAAUAAAAUCCUUUUGAUGAGCUGAUA
Molecule: messenger RNA, 8197 nt
Organism: Trachemys scripta elegans
Lineage: Eukaryota; Metazoa; Chordata; Testudines; Emydidae
Gene: TRIP11
Product: thyroid hormone receptor interactor 11
Exons: 20
Coding region: 365-6244 (1959 amino acids)
Biological process (GO): Golgi organization; endoplasmic reticulum to Golgi vesicle-mediated transport
Cellular component (GO): Golgi apparatus
Molecular function (GO): small GTPase binding
Source: RefSeq, a predicted model, not a curated record